AUGAAUCCCUACAAGUAUCAAUCUUGUGACCUGCCAGAUCAUGAUGCUGAGUACCUCAAUAUGGUGUGCAUAGAUGAGAAAUGCAACAAGCGACAAAUGUUGUGUUGCUAUUGCUAAUCGGAGCAUCAAAAAUGCAAGACCAUCCCUCUGAGAAAGUUCACCAAACAAUUUCAGGAUCAACUAAAUCAACUUACCUAGGAGACUUCCAAAGUAAAAUACACUGAUCUGAUACUAUACUUUGAUUAAAUUGAAGCCACAUUAGAAUAGUCUCAGAAAUUAAUUAAUGAAAUAUUCAAUAAAACAAAAUCAGCCAUUCAUGAUGCCAAGAACUCAAUAUAAUAAAUGACUACUUCUGAUGCCUAACCAUAGAGUCAAGGCUGCAUCCUACAAAAGUUCGAAUCAGAACCAUCCAAAGAAAACUUCUGUAAACUCCUGAUUGAAAUUGAGUCCUUCAAACCCAAUUCUGAUAAGUACUCAUUUACACUCAAGAAAAAUGCAUCCAAAUAAUUGCCUCAAUCUACUGAAAGUGUUGCAAAUGGGAAGAUCUAUGCUUAACAAUACUAAAGUGCAGCCAACACAUUUACUGAAUAAUUCUUAAAUCUCCAUGAAGUUCUAAAGAGGAAUAUCACUAACUUUUUUACAAGUGCUCCCACCAGAGUAACAGAACCAGACAAUGAUGGCAAACGCUUUGAUAAAUUCAAGUCUGACAACAUCUUUACACAAGUCUCUCAUCCCAAUCAAUAAUAAUAACAACAACCUAAAUCAAUCAUCUCAAUCGAAGAUGAUAUAGAUCCUCCUAAACCAAACAAAGAAUAGAAACCAAGUUAAAAAAAGAAACAGAAUGAUGUUGUCUCUCUGCCCUCCGAAGAGGAUGGAUGCACUCUAAGUUAAUUCAAGCAAUAUCUGGACAAAUCAACCGCCAAUAAAAAGGAAUAAGGCAACAAAUAAAAUACUAAUCCAAUCCCACAAUAAAAGUAAUAAUAGUAGGAAGUGAUACAACCAAAAUAACCUGAAAUACCUAACAAUAAAGCAUUGUCUUAAGAUGACAAUAUUGGUGAGGGUGAGACUAUCCUGAAUGUUUAGGAAUCUAAGGAAUUUCAAUUUAUGUUUGAAGGCUAGGAGAUUACCAAGUUGAUCUAUUUGAAUAAGAAUCUGAUUGGAGGAAUAGGUGGAACCAAGUGCAUGAUCUUUGAUGUUUCACCUAAGGAUUAGGAAAGACCGAUAAGAAUUCAAACACUCCAAUAUGAUGUAGAAUUUACUGACAUAGCCUAUUUGGAAAUGGAUGAAGAGAAUGGAUAACUCUAUUUGGCUACGAAGAAAGGCAAUAUGCUUACAUAUAUAAAAGAAGGAGUUAAGAAUAUAUCAUUUAGACAGACUUACAGUUCGACUCACAGUUUGGAUAAGCCUGGAAACUUGUUUCUUUAGGUGAGUGCAGUAGAUAAGUGUUUAUACAGUGUAGGUGAUGAGAAGACUAUCAAGAUUUGGUCAAUGAAGACAAUGAAGGAGUUGAAAAGAGUAGCAAUACAGGAUCUACCAACUGCCUUUCACUUAGACUACAAGAUUGCCUUCGUUGGAGGAAGCAACUUCAUUUAAAUCUGGGAGCCAACCACGGGAGUUGUUACUCAUAUGAAAGGGUUGGAUUCUAAGGUCACUAAAAUAUUGACAAAUGACUAGAAGAUGUUUGUGAGUAUGAUGCUCAAAAUUAAGAUCUAUGAUAAAGUUGGAUUGGGAGAGUAUCAUCUAUCCAAAGAAGUCACCUUUGGAUAAAUCUUUUCUAUGCAAUUAUUGAAGACAUGGCCGAUGCUUGUAAUCUCAUACAUGGAGAAAUCAGUUGGCAAAGUCAGCUUGUAUAAUUAUGUUGAUGAAUUGCAACCUGAAACUCUUGUGGAUAGAUUGGCAUUGAGUUGUGCUGUGAAAGAGCAGGAGAGAGUUAAUUAUUUGGCAUUUGGAUUGAGUAAUGGAAUAUGCUUAAUAUAUAAGAUGGAAUAGACAUUUUAGUAGUCACAAUGAUUUAUGAAUUAAAUUAUGAUACAUCAUAUUUUCUUGUCUAA
Molecule: messenger RNA, 2051 nt
Organism: Paramecium tetraurelia
Lineage: Eukaryota; Ciliophora; Oligohymenophorea; Peniculida; Parameciidae
Exons: 5
Molecular function (GO): protein binding
Source: RefSeq, a predicted model, not a curated record